Engraulis encrasicolus (European anchovy) is the source of this 2493-nucleotide messenger RNA. RefSeq names its product dystrobrevin, beta b (gene dtnbb). Bases 327 to 2114 code for a protein of 595 amino acids. Gene Ontology annotation, biological process: synaptic signaling. NCBI's taxonomy places the organism in Eukaryota, Metazoa, Chordata, Actinopteri, Clupeiformes, Engraulidae. The transcript is spliced from 21 exons. Gene Ontology annotation, molecular function: zinc ion binding. Gene Ontology annotation, cellular component: plasma membrane; synapse. The record is from RefSeq and is a predicted model, not a curated record.
CAGGCAGCGCACUCGCACUUACGCUGCCUACCGCAGUUCUCGGACCGAGUCAAGCGGAACGGCGCGCGCACUACGAUGUGUAAUCGAGUCCUAAUCGUAUUGAAAUAAGAGGGGUGACACGGGUCUCACACCUGCAUCUGUUUUCAUAUUCGAGGGCGCGAAACCUAGUUGAUUCACGGUGGAGAUACUUCCCAUGAAGCAAAAAACACUUCUCUCUUCAGUGCAUUCUGAUGAUGGUAGCGCAACCUGCGUGAUUUCCUGCUGGAUCCUCCCCUUAUGUGUGAAGUAGCUACCCUGCGUUGAGACAUAGGCUACCAUCCGACAGAAUGAUUGAGGAGAGCAGUAAAGGCGGGAAGGCGCUGGUGGAGAAGAGGCAGCUCUUCAUGGAGAUGAGGGCGCAAAACUUUGAUGUGAUCCGACUCUCCACGUACAGAACAGCGUGCAAGCUGCGGUUCGUGCAGAAAAGAUGCAACUUGCAUCUAGUGGAUGUGUGGAACAUGAUCGAGGCGUUCCGCGAUAACGGCCUGAACACACUGGAGCACCAGGCGGAGAUCAGCGUGUCUCGUCUGGAGACCAUCCUGUCCUCCAUCUACUACCAGCUCAACAAGCGCCUGCCCACCACGCACCAGAUCAACGUGGAGCAGAGCAUCGGCCUGCUGCUCAACUUCAUGGUGGCCACCUACGACAGUGAAGGCAGAGGAAAACUUACCGUGUUCGCCAUGAAGUCCAUGCUGGCUACCAUGUGCGGCGGGAAAAUUGUAGAUAAACUGCGCUACAUCUUCUCCCAGAUCUCCGACUCCAGCGGGACCAUGCUCUUCCCCAAGUUCGACCACUUCCUGCGGGAGGUUCUGAAGCUGCCCACCGCCGUGUUUGAGGGCCCGUCCUUCGGAUACACCGAACACUCCGUCCGCACCUGCUUCCCACAGCAGAAGAUCCAGUUGAACACCUUUCUGGACGUGCUGACGGCCGACCCGCCCCCCCAGUGCCUUGUCUGGCUGCCCCUCAUGCACCGGCUGGCCCAUGUGGAGAACGUCUUCCACCCGGUGGAGUGCUCUUACUGCCACAGUGAGAGCAUGAUGGGCUUUCGUUACCGAUGCCAACAGUGCCACGGCUACCAGCUCUGCCAGAGCUGCUUCUGGCGCGGCCAUGCCAACGGUCCCCACAGCAACCAGCACCAGAUGAAGGAGCACUCCUCCUGGAAGUCUCCGGCCAAGAAGCUGAGCCACGCCAUCAGUCGCUCGCUGGGCUGCGUGCCCAUCGGGGAGCCCCCGCAGCCCGCCUUCCCCGAGGCCAGCGAGAGACCACCAGACCUGGCGCCCACGACUCUGCUGAGGCCUGUGUCCAACAUGAACGUGCUGAUGGCGUCAGCAGCCCACACACCUGCAGACAGUGUCCUGGAGAGCCCCAGUCGGCUAGAUGAGGAGCAUCGCCUGAUCGCACGCUACGCAGCUCGCCUGGCUGCUGAAGCCAGCAACUCCGCCCAGUGUCCCCCUACUGAUCUGGGCUUCAGCUUUGAUGCCAACAAGCAGCAGAGGCAGCUGAUCGCCGAGCUGGAGAACAAGAACAGGGAGAUUCUUCAAGAGAUUCAGCGUUUGCGUCUGGAGCAUGAGCAGGCCUCCCAGCCCACACCAGAGAAAGCCCAGCAGAACCCCACGCUGUUGGCAGAGCUCAGACUGCUCAGGCAUCGUAAGGACGAGCUGGAGAGGCGCAUGUCAGCACUGCAGGAGAGCAGGAGGGAGCUGAUGGUGCAGCUGGAAGGACUCAUGAGACUGCUGAAGGAUGAAGAGCAGAAGCAGUCAGCCCAGUCCGGUUCGCCCCACUCCUCCCCCAGCCACAGUGCCAGCUGCUCCAUGCCCAUGCCCAUCCGCUCCACGUCCGCCGGCUCCACGCCCACACACACUCCCCAGGACUGCCUGGCAGGGGUGGGCGGCGACGUGUUGGAUGCUUUCUCUCAGGGUGUACCUAGGAAUCUUCGUAACGAUCUUCUGGUUGCUGCUGACUCCAUAACAAACACAAUGUCCUCACUGGUCAAAGAGCUCCAUUCGGUGGAUGACAGGCUGGAAGAAGAGGAAGAGAAUCUGAGGAACGGGAGGGACAAAGCUGUCACAGAAUAGAGAAGUGCUUAUAUCAGCCAAAUGCAUCAUGGGAAAUGGACCGCCACCCAUCAUUCUCGACAUCCUGGAGGCAUUCACACAAAAAGCAAAACAAGAUGGAAAAAAACCCAAACAAACAACCAAAACAAAUGAAGAAGUGAAAAACAAGCCAGCGACAUCAACAAUAUGAUCCCUUCCUGGCACGAUGUCUCAGAAUAUUGCAUGCUGUUCAGGACGAUGGGGCCUUCUUCUGCACAGUGUAAGGGUGCGUUCCAAUAUGCGACUUUGCGUCCUCCACUUGGGCUUGUGGCCUUGUACUAGGAAGUAAUAUGUCAUGAUGACAUCACUGACAACAGCAUUAUAUUUCAAUAUCUCUCAAAAGCUCAAUUGUAAAGUCAUU